Molecule: messenger RNA, 2505 nt
Organism: Besnoitia besnoiti
Lineage: Eukaryota; Apicomplexa; Conoidasida; Eucoccidiorida; Sarcocystidae
Product: peptidase family M13 protein
Exons: 1
Coding region: 1-2505 (834 amino acids)
Biological process (GO): protein processing
Cellular component (GO): plasma membrane
Molecular function (GO): metalloendopeptidase activity
Source: RefSeq, a predicted model, not a curated record
AUGAUAAAACGGGAUAUGAAUCCACUCGCAGAUCCGUGCUACAACGCAGACGAGUAUUUCUGCGGUGGCUGGAGGGCCCGCACGCCUGUGCCAGCGGAUGAGAGUUCGUGGACGUUGGCUUUCGACACCUUAGCCCGCGACACACGGGAAUACUUGAAGAGUACGCUAGAGGCUAAGAGCUGCGCGGACAUGCGAGGAGAGCUCCGCCGGCAGCAAACCAGUCAGGCAGAACGGAAGGCACCGGAAAGUCAGUCUGUUUCGAGUGAGGAUUCCCGCAGUUCCGCUUCGACAGAGGAAAAGAAAGAAAGAACUUUAGAUGAAUGGGAUGUGCUCGCCACAUGCAUCUAUGAAGCAUGCAUGGAUGAAGAGGCCAUCGACACACGGGGGGCGACGCCACUCACAGAUCUCAUGUUCGGGGAGUCUGACUCGAGAACAAUGUCGCUGGAGUUCCUGCUCAACGGAGACUUUUCGCAGGAGGCCAAGGAGCUUGCCGAAAAGGAAGGAAGCGCUGUUCAGUCCUCACCUUCCUCUGCUCCCACAUCCUACCGGCGCCGAGUGGCAGUGAUCGUCCAGCGGCUGCAGGCGAUCUUUCACAGACUGAAGGACGUCCUUUUCUGGUCGGCAUACGUUGGACCGAACGAGCUGCACCCAGACCAAGGGCAAACGCUGAACCUGGGGAGUCUCAAACUUGGGUUGUCUUACCAUUUCUACGAGGACGAUCAUUUGGACUACCAGAUGUACUACAGGGAGCACAUCUCAAACCUUCUCAAGAUAUUCGAGACGCAUGUGGCCAGAACGCACCCGGAUUUGAUGGAUAGCGCACAACAGAGGAACCCUAACAUGAAGCGCAGCCACACAGAGCGAGCACGCAGAAUUUUCGAGUUUGAGAAGGGGUCCCUUCGCCCUCUCGUGCUCUCCCCAGAAGAAUUGCGUAAGGUCAAAGAAUACACGCACGAGAUUACUUACGGCGAACUGAAAGCGACCACGAAGGUUCUGGACGUUGAGGCGCUGCUCCACAUGUAUCUCGAUAUGAUUCCUCGGCUCGAGUCCGAGAACGACGAGGGCCCGGUGUCUUCGUCCUCGCUGGAGGGGAAGAUCACCUUCACUGCGUCCGGUGUUCACGUGGACGAUCGUGUCGUUCUGCUUAUCCACGAGAAAGACUACUUUUCGAAGCUCGAAGCCAUGUUUCAGUCUGUGGACUGGGACGUGCUGCACGAUUACCUGCUCUACAAAGUUGUGCGCAGCGAUGCAAGUCUGCUGGCGAAAGACUUCCGCGACGAGCUGCAGCGAUACUCGAAGCAGGUGACGAAGGCAGAUCCGCUUCCGCGCUGGCGCACGUGCGUAUCCUCCGUGCCGCAAUGGAUUUUGUCGCGGAACUAUGUGCUGGGGCGCUUCGAUAAAGAGAAGAAGCAAACGGUACAGCACAUGGCUGCCGGCAUCCGCAAAGCGUUCAGGAGUUUGUUGGAGGAGUACGCGUGGAUGGACAGCGCGACGCGCCAAGAGGCGCUCUCGAAGCUGGCGGGCAUGGAGGAAAAGAUUGGCUUUCCUGACUGGCUCCUCGAGGACUACGAGACGUAUUUCACGCGGUACUACGGGGACAAGCACCAAGCCCUCGCGCAUGCAAACGUCCACUUUGACAUCCAGUGGCAUCUGGGUCUGGAGGCGAUUCGCUCGCAGCUCUCCGAGUUUGGUCAGCCCGUCGACCGCAAGGAAUGGGCGAUGAAGCCCCACAGCGUGAAUGCGUACUUUUCGCCCUCGCAGAACGAAAUCGCGUUCAUGGCUGCGGUCCUCCAGGAGCCGUCGCUCUUUGUGGCCAGUCCGGGGGCGGGCCGCGGCGAGGAGACAGUCGUCAAGGCCUUGAGCUACGGCGCCAUCGCGGGCGUCAUUGCACACGAAGUGACGCACGGGUUCGACGACGUAGGAAAAGAAUACGACGUCCAGGGCCGGCUGAGGAAUUGGUGGACGGCAGACAGCGAGCGCGCGUUCAAGGACGAAGCGGCCUGCAUGCGCGACCAGUACAGCGCCUACCACGUCGUCGUCGCGGUGGACUCAGAUGCGAGCGCCGAAGGCACAGCAGAAGAGGUGACCAGGCUGGGCGCGAGCCUGGAGGGCGAAGGAGAAGCGACGCAGACCGCAAAGAGAACAAAGACCGUCCGCGUUCGAGGGGACUUGACGCUGGGCGAGAACAUCGCCGACAACGGCGGCGUUCAGUUGGCGUGGAAAGCGCUGAAGCUUGAGCUGUCUGCAGAGCAGCUUAACUCCCGCCCUCUUGAGAGCUACGGAGUCCCGAUGACCGCGGCACAGCUCUUCAUGUUUUCUUGGGGGCACUUUUGGUGCGAGGUCGCCCUCGACAGCUUCAUUCGCCGUCAGGUCGAGACAGAUCCACACAGCCCAGCGCGCUUCCGCAUCCAGGGGCCGCUCGCCAACUUCGCCCUUUUUGCGGAGGCAGAACAGUGCCCAGCGGGGAGUCCGUUGAAUCCAGAGAAGAAGUGCAGAGUCUGGUGA